Aspergillus tanneri is the source of this 1506-nucleotide messenger RNA. RefSeq lists its product as uncharacterized. Gene Ontology annotation, molecular function: transmembrane transporter activity. Lineage: Eukaryota; Fungi; Ascomycota; Eurotiomycetes; Eurotiales; Aspergillaceae. Gene Ontology annotation, biological process: transmembrane transport. The transcript is spliced from 13 exons. The record is from RefSeq and is a predicted model, not a curated record. The coding region runs from base 1 to 1506 and encodes 501 amino acids. Gene Ontology annotation, cellular component: membrane.
AUGGAUUCAACUAUCCAAGAAAGAGGACAUGCCAGUUGUACUUCCGUUGGCAGAUACAAUGUCUUUUCCAGGAUUCUAAAGAAUCCAGAGCGUUUAUUCCUUCUCAAGCUAGAUCUACUGCUACUCGUCUGGGCAUUUGUCGCCGGAUUGACCAAGGACAUGGAUCAAUCGGCAACAACUCAAGCCUUUGUAUCUGGGAUGAAGGAGUCUCUGGGCCUGUAUGGAAACGAACUGGUCGAAUUCACCACCUAUUUUUCGGUGGGAUAUGCAUUGGCGAUCGUCCCGUCGCAGAUGAUCCAGACGAUGGUGCGGCCAUCCGUCGUGUUGCCUGUAUGCGAAAUAAUCUGGGGGAGCCUGACUCUUGCGACAUUCGCUGCGAAGAAUGCGCAAACUGUAUACGCGAUGAGAUUCUUUCUUGGCAUUUUCGAAUCGACUUCAUGGCCCGGAUUGGUCAGUCUCAUGUUCAACUGGUAUACACCACCCGAGUUGGGAACGAGACUUGCGAUAUUCGGUGUCAGCGGUGUUGCUGGCAGCAUGUUUUUGGGUAUUUUGCAAGCUGCCCUAUAUAAGAAUCUAAACGGUGUAUCAGGGCUCCAGGGAUGGCAAUGGCUUUUUAUUGUCAGCGGCUGUAUAACCAUUUUCUGGGGAUGUGUCGGUCUAUUUAUCAUUCCAGAUGCGCCGUCAAUCACGCGAGCGCUGUGGUUGACUCAUGCAGAGCGAGAUCUCGCAGUAAAGCGGAUGGAAAGGUAUCAGACUGAGACAUCCAAGUUGAUUGACUAUAACCGACUGCUUGGGAAGGCCAAGCAAAUAGCUCUUAGUCCAUUAGCCUGGAUGUACUUUGCUGCCUAUCUACAAUAUGCGUGGAGUCAAAGGGCCAACUCCUAUUUUCUCCUAUAUUUGAAAGGACUGACUGGCUCAGACGGCCAACCAGUUUACAGCACCUACACGGUCAACCUGAUCCCACUCGGUGGAUACGCCAUCUCUAUCGUCAGCACGGUGUUGCUGAACGCUCUCAGCGACUGGAAACAAUGGCGUAUGCAGAUCUCGAUUGCGCCAGCGAUCUUGCAAAUCAUCGCCUGUGCCGUCCUUUCAGCAUGGCCCAAUUCCAUACCGACCAUCAUGACAUUUUACUUUCUAACCUUUGCCACGGCAGCAUGGGGCUAUGCUCUCCUCGCCUGGAUUGGUGAAAUUCUACGAAAAGAGCCAGAGGCGCGCUCACUUCUCGUUGGCGCAUCUGUCACUUUAGUCUACAUCGGACACGCAACAAUCCCUCUGCGCGCAUGGCAAACAUCCGAUAGUCCUCGUUACCCAAUUGGGUUUCCCCUAGCGAUGGCAUUCGCCGCAGGGAGUAUUGUAUCAAUCCUUGGGAUUUACUUCUAUGUGAAAAGAAAUACGUAUAUUCUCGAGUAUGGGCUUCAGAGGCCUGUCCAGUCUGAGUCUGAUGAGCAUAAGCAUCGGCGGGAGAGCACUGGGAAGGCUACGCCUAGUACUUUCUCAGAUGUAUGA